Oreochromis niloticus (Nile tilapia) is the source of this 3623-nucleotide messenger RNA. RefSeq names its product ubiquitin carboxyl-terminal hydrolase 26-like. The transcript has 16 exons. Lineage: Eukaryota; Metazoa; Chordata; Actinopteri; Cichliformes; Cichlidae. Gene Ontology annotation, molecular function: cysteine-type deubiquitinase activity. Gene Ontology annotation, biological process: G1/S transition of mitotic cell cycle; protein deubiquitination. Bases 1565 to 2998 code for a protein of 477 amino acids. Gene Ontology annotation, cellular component: nucleus; cytosol. The record is from RefSeq and is a predicted model, not a curated record.
CACCCUUCAGUUUCAUCAUAUCAUACUGUUAUCAGAUGUGGAGUCUCACUAACCACUUUAAUAGUAACUUGUGUCCCGAAUACUGUUUAUUUGUCUUAGUUACAGAUAGUGAAAUAAAAUGGAAAACGAUUGUUUCAUAAUUGUAUACUCAGCUUGGUCAAGACAAUAACUCGAGAACGAGGGGCGUAGGAUUUUGAAUUGAUACCAUUGGUGCAUCUACUAAAGUUCUGGGGUCAGUUUGAAUAUCAGUGACCUUGACCUCAAGUUCAAAGGUCAAGUUUUCUGAAAAUCUUGUGAAUGCUACAACUCGGUGACAAGAAGUAAGUCUCCUAGGUUGUUUAAAUUUGUACCAUAGGUGCAUUUACUAGGAGGCUGAAGGGUUGCACUGGGGGCCAUCUGUAGAGGUGUAGAGUCAACAACCUGUCUCUGAAUGUGGACAAAACAAAAGAAAUUGUUGACUUCAGGAGAGCACAGAGAGAUCACUGCCCACUUAACAUCAAUGGAUCCUCCAUGGUGAUUGUCAAGAGCACCAAAUUCCUUGGUGUCCACCUGGCGGAGAACCUCUCCUGCUCCCUCAACACCAGCUCCAUAACCAAGAAGGCCCAGCAGCGUCUCUACUUCAUGCAGAAGCUGAGGAAAGCCCAUCUCCCACCAUCCAUUCUCACCACCUUUUACAGUGGGACUAACGAGAGCAUCCUAAACAGCUGCAUCACUGUCUGGUAUGGUAACUGCAGCGUAUUGGAUUGCAGUACCGUACAACGGAUAGUGAGAGUAGCUGAGAAGAUCAUUGGAGCCCCUCUCCCCUCCUUAUAGCACCCGCUCCAUCCACGAAGCCACCAGCUUGGUGGAGGACCCCACACACCCUUCAAACACUCUUCACCCUGCUGCCUUCUGGAAAGAGGUCCCAGAGCAUCCGGGCCCUCACUACCAGACUAUGGAAAAGUUUUUUCCCACAAGCCGUCAGACUCCUGAACACUCAGUGACUGAACUGGCACACGCACACCUUCACACACGUCACUACCAAGCACUUAUCUGCAGUAUCUCACACUCAUACACACACACACACACACAGACACCAAGUUACUUUUGCACAAUACUCAGCAUUUUGCACAUUUCCAUUGUCUUGUGUCUGUAUCGUCCUGUGCUGUCUAGUGUUGCACUGUUUUGUCUUGUUUAUUUUUGCAAUUUAUGCACACUGCACUUUAUGUAGUCCUGGGUUUGUCCGUUAUAUGUCAUAUGUAGCACCAGGGUCUCGGAGGAACGCUGUCUCAUUUCACUCUGUACAGUACCACUGCACGUGGUUAAAAUGUCAAUAAAAGCCACUUGAAUUGACUUGACCUGUAUUUUUUAGGGGUUGCUUAGAGACGAGUACCAUACAGUUCAAAUGAGCAUACAUUCCAAAAUAUGCAAAUUAGCCCCCUACAUCAUAAUGAUGAUGCUUGGUGUUCAGGGUAUGAACAUUCUAUGCUGAAAGUUUAGAAAUACACAACCUUUGACAGCUUGUUUUCAGUUGAACUUUUGCAAAGCUGAGAAGAUUUUCACUGCGAUCACAUUAAGUCCAAAGAUGUUUAAACUUCUUUUUCACAGAAAGAAAUCAAACAAACAAAACGUGGCAGAGAAGGAAAUUCCUUCUACGUCUCAACAGAGCAUCCCGGAUGCUUCUGUUGCUGCCACACCAACUAACCCUGAAAAUGGUAAAAAGAAGAAGAAGAAGAGAAAAUGGAGGCACUUCUUCUGCUGUUCCUCGCAAACUGACAGCGAUUCAGAGGCAGAGACCACCACUGUAAAGACACAAAAAAAGUCUCGCUGGUCUCUUUUUAAAUUCUGGAAGAGAAAAAGGCAGGCUGCUCCUGAAACGACAGGGGAACCUGAUAAAAUCAGUGACAGCACAGGUAAGGAAUGUGGUGAAAGCUCCCAUCAGGUAAAAAACACCACUGAAAAGAUCCCAGCAGACCUGAGUUGGGACACUUUGAUUAUGGAGCUUCUGGACCAAGAGAGUGGAUGGGAGCAUGUGUUUAACAGCAGUGGAGUCUGCGGUGGAAAAACAAUAGAAAAUCAAACUGAGACUACAGACUGCUUCGGGUUUCCAAACAUCGGAAACACCUGCUACAUGAACUCCUGCCUGCAGAGCCUCCUCAACAUUGAGGACUUCAUUAGAGACAUCAGCCGUCAGGAGGUUUUGUGGAGCGCAGUCCCAGAAGCUCAGCUCUUAAGAAGGCUCACUGACAUCAGGGACUGUCAUGACUCAACAGAUUAUGGCCUUAAAGAUCACCACCUGAGAUCUUUUAAGAAGGCAUUCAGCAGUCAAGCUCCUGAAUACACAGGCAGUGCACAGAAAGAUGCUCAUGAAUUCCUAACAUUGUUCCUCAAUGAGGUCAAAAGGCUCUCACCUCACCUGAAGAGGAACGCAGCUCUCCUGGGCCAAAAUUAUACCUGCCCAGUAGAAGACCAUCACGUUUUCAAAAUGGAAAACAUGAGGACAUGCAAGGGCUGCGGUCACCAAUCAUCACAGCAAGAGGAAUUCACCAGCUUGUCUCUUGACCUGGUUCCAGAGGGGUCUGUUGAGGACAUGCUAGAGACAUACUUGAAGGAACAAGAAAUAGAAUUUCGCUGUGAUUGUGGAGGGACGACCUCAGAACUGAAGUCAUCUUUUGAUACACUGCCAAGAGUUCUCAUCUUGCACCUGAAGAGGUUUGGCUUUACACAAACCUAUGAGAUUCAGAAGGUGGAUGACCCCGUCAGGCUGCAGAGGGACUUGGUGGUGCCAUCCAAUCAGGGUGGUGGCUGUUACAGUCUUGUCAGCAUCAUCAGUCAUUAUGGAGGCACAGAAUCAGGACACUACAUCUGUAAUUCUGUCCAUCCCGAGGAGAGUCCAUACUCUACAUCGGAUAAUUGGCUCACCUAUAAUGACGCACAGGUGCUCCACACAACUGGAUCUGCAGCUUGUGAAGAACAGCAGAACUCGGCCUACAUCCUGUUUUACAAGAGAAACUUCUGAAGCAGGAUAUGGAAGGAAGCAUGAUAAGGUCAUCAUCAUGCUGAGAAGGAACAACAGUCGUCCCAGCCCACCAUCGCAGACUGCAGGUAAGUAUUGGCCUUAGGAGGAAGGGUCCUCCCAGAGAGCCUGGUUCCUCCCAAGAUUUCUUCCUCCAGGAGGGAGUUUUUUCUUGCCACCGUCGCCCCACAUUCACUGGUCUCAUUAGCAGAGACAUUUUUAACCUCCUAAGACCUGAACUCUAUCAUGGCAUGCAUUUUUAAUUUCUCUGUGCCAUUUGGGUUGAUUGGGACCUGAUGAAUGCUUCUCAAAACAUGAGAUCCACAUAUGAGGACAUUCAUUUUAAAUUUCGAUUGAACAGUGGCUGUGUAAUGUCCUCCUAAAUAGAUAUCAGGUCUUUGUAGAGCAAAAUGUUGUGGACAACCCAAAAUGUGAUGUCCACAUAUGUGGACACCAGGUCCUAGGAGGUUAAAAGAAAUUCUACUAGUAGUGCACCACUACUAGAGACAGUCCUUUUGUGGACCAGUGUUUGGCUUGCUCUCUGGGAACAACAAACAAUUAAACAAAUAAAUUAAUAAUAAAAUCAGUGCUCUCAGUGUUAAUCUCGUUAAAAUGAGAUUAACACUGA